CAAAUCCUGAGCGUCGUUGGGUACAAUGGCUCUCUGGCUAACGGAGACAAAGGCCGUCACCGCAGCCGGCUGGCCCUCUACAAGCGACCCAAAGCCAACGGUGUGAAACCGGACGUCAUCCACCAUAUCUCCACGCCACUGAUGUCCAAAGCGCUGAGCGACCGAGGUCAACACAGCAUCUCCUACACGCUUUCCCGGAGCCAUUCGGUCAUUGUCGAAUAUACUCAAGAUGGCGAGACGGACAUGUUCCAGAUCGGCCGCUCGACAGAGAGCAUGAUCGAUUUUGUGGUGACCGACACCACGCCGGGCACAAACUCAUCCGUGGAUGGGCAGACAGCCCAAAGUACUAUCUCCCGCUUUGCUUGCCGGGUCAUUUGCGAGAGAAAUCCUCCGUAUACGGCCCGGAUUUACGCCGCCGGUUUCGACGCUUCCCGCAACAUUUUCCUUGGAGAGAGAGCUGCGAAAUGGAGGACUCCCGACGGGCUCAUGGAUGGCUUGACCACGAACGGCGUGCUUGUGAUGCACCCCAGCGGCGGUUUCAGCGAAGACUCCACCCCGGGAGUCUGGCGGGAGAUCUCGGUCUGCGGGAACGUCUACGCUCUGCGAGACAGUCGCUCGGCGCAACAGCGGGGAAAGCUGGUGGAAAUGGAGUCCAACAUUCUGGAGGACGGCUCCCUCAUUGAUCUCUGCGGGGCCACGCUCCUCUGGCGCACUUCGGAGGGCCUCCUGCGCACCCCAACUUUGCAACAGCUGGAGCUGCUGCGUCAAGAGGUCAACGCUGCCCGGCCUCAGUGCCCGGUGGGUUUCAGCACCCUGGCCUUCCCCAGCCUGGCCCAACGGGGCGUGGUGGAAAAACAGCAGCCCUGGGUCUACAUCAACUGUGGCCACGUCCACGGUUUUCACAACUGGGGGUUCCGUAAAGAGAAGGGGGGGCUGGAGCGCGAGUGCCCCAUGUGUCGGCGGCUGGGCCCUUACGUGCCUCUCUGGCUGGGCUGCGAGGCCGGGCUGUAUCUGGACGCCGGACGCCCCACCCACGCCUUCUGCCCCUGCGGCCACGUUUGUUCCGCUAAGACUGUCCAGUAUUGGUCGCAGAUCCCGCUGCCGCACGGCACCCACGCCUUCCACGCCGCCUGUCCCUUCUGCGGCACCUGGCUGACCGGCCAGCAGGGUUUCGUCCGGCUCAUUUUCCAGGGACCCCUCGACUGAGCGGGAGGGGGAAGCAUGGCUCUCCCACUGGAGGAAGACGGUUGGAGAACAUACCACACCCUCCGUGGGCCGCCGUGGACCGCUCAAUCUCGUCAUUUUGAUUGUACUGGACUUCUGCAUCGGCCGGAUGGCCAUCGCAUCUCUUCCCAUCCAAGCAUUUGGGGAGGGAGGGGGGUUGGAUUCCAAUUUGGGGAGACGGAUUCUCCUUGGGCCGCCUCCCUGUCCUCGCCCCUCCCCAUGACCCACCCAGUUGUUCCCUUCCCACCUAGAACCCGUCUCCGCGAAGCAGAGGUCCCCACCACGAUGGAACUAUUGCCGGGUUUCCGAAACGGGAGUGCAUCAUUUUGGGGGUCAGGGGCUACGAAUGCCAGCCGAUUAUCUUCAAACAGGGUAUGAAUCGACAGAGGAAGCUCGAAACUUGAAAUCCGUCGCUUGGGCAUUGUAGGCGA
Messenger RNA from Thamnophis sirtalis, 1655 nucleotides. The record is from RefSeq and is a predicted model, not a curated record. NCBI's taxonomy places the organism in Eukaryota, Metazoa, Chordata, Lepidosauria, Squamata, Natricidae.